Carya illinoinensis is the source of this 879-nucleotide messenger RNA. RefSeq lists its product as uncharacterized. NCBI's taxonomy places the organism in Eukaryota, Viridiplantae, Streptophyta, Magnoliopsida, Fagales, Juglandaceae. The coding region runs from base 1 to 879 and encodes 292 amino acids. The record is from RefSeq and is a predicted model, not a curated record. The transcript has 2 exons.
AUGCGCGAGCCCAAAGGGUUCAAGACUACUGCAAAGCAUCCCAGAUGGAUUGCUGCCAUGGAUGAGGAGCUUCAAGCUUUGCAUCACAAUCACACUUGGGAUUUAGUGCCCCGACCUGCAAAUACAAAUAUUGUGGGAUCCAAAUGGGUCUUUCGCAUCAAGUAUCUCGCAAAUGGUUCCGUUGAUCAUCUUAAGGCCCGUCUUAGUGCCAAACUAGUUGAUAGUAAGCCCGUGAGCACUCCCGUGGUCGUUGCACAUCACCUAUCUAUUGAUGGUCCUGACUUUGAUGAUCCCUCACUCUUUCGGCCCCUUGUUGGUGCUCUUCAAUAUCUCACUAUCACUCGGUUAGACCUUGCUCAUGCUGUCUUUGCAGUAAGUCAAUAUAUGCAAAAGCCUUCCCUUUGCCACUUUCAGGUUGUUAAACGAAUCCUACGCUACAUCAAGGGUACCUUGCGGAAUGGCCUCUCUUUCACUCCAUCUUCUUCCUACAAUAUUCUCGCUUACUCAGAUGUUGAUUGGACUGGCUGUCCUGAUACACGACGGUCUAUCUUUGGCUAUGCUAUUUACCUUGAUGAUAAACUUGUCUCUUGGCAUUCCAAGAAACAACCGACUGUGUCUCGUUCAAGUUGUGAAUCAAAAUACCGAGCGCUUGCCAGCACCACUAUUGAAGUCAAGUGGCUUGGUCAUCUUCUUCAUGAUCUCAAGGUGACAUCUUCAUCUUCUCUGAUUCUACUUUGUGAUAAUCAAAGCUCCAUAUUUCUUGCCACAAAUCCAGUCUCUCACAAUUGCUCGAAGCAUAUUGAGCUUGAUUAUCAUUUUGUGCACGAAUUGGUGGCUUUCGGAGAACUUUGGCUUCAAUAUGUCCCUACCAAUCUCUAG